Molecule: messenger RNA, 14687 nt
Organism: Coregonus sp. 'balchen'
Lineage: Eukaryota; Metazoa; Chordata; Actinopteri; Salmoniformes; Salmonidae
Source: the annotation of a GenBank genome assembly
UAAUGUGGGAGACUCUAAGGUGAUGAAGUCAGUGGACAGGAUAUUAACCAUCUGGGAGGAGAGGAGCGUGUACACAGAUGAGCUCAUAGCUGAGCUGAGGGCCAGUCUGGUCAAAGAGGAGUCACCUGCUGCUUUAGAGACACCUAAAGGUGAGUGAAUCAGUUCCAACCAUGUACCACCAGCAGAGUUCACUGUGAUAUACUGCAUGUUUUAAAUAUCAUGGGAAGUAUCUUUCGAAAUUGUACAAAUGUCAAGAUAAUGAGGCAUCAUGUUUAUUGUUGUACUUCAUGUUUAAUUGUAUGGAUUUGAGCUGUUCUGUUCAGUGCUUGUGUGUUGUGUUAAGAAAUGUCCAUGACAAAGUUUUUGUAAUUUCAGCUCCAGUCGACCCUAAAGCUGCUCUUCAAUCUAAGAUUGUAGCUGAAUUUGUCGUAAGUGUCCACUACCAACUGUUUAGGAUAGAUUAUAUUUUCUGCACUGUUUUAGCUUUUUGUUUUUAUCUAAAUCGUACACUACCGUUCAAAAGUUUGGGGUCACUUAGAAAUGUCCUUGUUUCCGAAAGAAAAGCUUUUUUUUUGUCCAUUAAAAUAACAUCAAAUUGAUCAGAAAUACAGUGUAGACAUUGUUAAUGUUGUAAAUGGGUAUUGUAGCUGGAAACGGAUGAUAUUUUAUGGACUAUCUACAUAGGCGUACAGAGGCCCAUUAUCAGCAACCAUCAGUCCUGUGUUCCAAUGGCACAUUGUGUUUCCAAGUUUAUCAUUUUAAAAGGCUAAUUGAUCAUUAGAAAACCCUUUUGCAAUUAUGUUAGCACAGCUGAAAACUGUUGUGCUGAUUUAAAGAAGCAAUAAAACUGGCCUUCUUGAGACUAGUUGAGUAUCUGGAGCAUCAGCAAUUGUGGGUUCAAUUACAGGCUCAAAAUGGCCAGAAACAAGUAACUUUCUUCUGAAACUCGUCAGUCUAUUCUUGUUCUGAGAAAUUAAAGCUAUUCCAUGCGAGAAAUUGCCAAGAAACUGAAGAUCUCGUACAAAGCUGUGUACUACUCCCUUCACAGAACAGCGCAAACUGGCUCGAACCAGAAUAGAAAGAGGAGUGGGAGGCCCCGGUGCACAACUGAGCAAGAGGACAAAUACAUUAGAAUGUCUAGUUUGAGAAACAGACGUCUCACAUGUCCUCAACUGGCAGCUUCAUUAAAUAGUACCCGCAAAACACCAGUCUCAACGUCAACAGUGAAGAGGCAACUCCGGGAUGCUGACCAGAGUUGCAAAGAAAAAGCCAUAUUAUUUAGACUGACCAAUACAAAUAAAAGAUGGGCAAAAGAACACAGACACUGGACAGAGAAAGAUUGGAAAAAAAGUGUUAGACAGACGAAUAGAAGUUUGAGGUGUUUGGAUCACAAAGAAGAACAUUUGUGAGACACAGACCAAAUGAAAAGAUGCUGGAGGAGUGCUUGAUGCCAUCUGUCAAGCAUGGUGGAGGCAAUGUGAUGGUCUGGGGGUGCUUUGGUGGUGGUAAAGUGGGAGAUUUGUACAGGGUAAAAGGGAUCUUGAAGAAGGAAGGCUACCACGAAAUACCCUGUGGACGGCACUUGAUUGGAGCCAAUUUCCUCCUACAACAGGACAAUGACCCAAAGCACAGCUCCAAACUAUGCAAGAACUAUUUAGGGAAGAAGCAGUCAGCUGGUAUUCUGUCUAUAAUGGAGUGGCCAGCACAGUCACCGGAUCUCAACGCUAUUGAGCUGUUGUGGAAGCAGCUUGACCGUAUGGUACGUAAGAAGUGCCCAUCAAGCCAAUCCAAUUUGUGGGAGGUGCUUCAGGAAGCAUGGGGUGAAAUCUCUUCAGAUUACCUCAACAAAUUGAAAAUCAUUAUUUCUAACCUUUUCAUUGACUACAUUGCCUAUUCAUUUUGCUAUAUUUCCUAUUCUAACUCAUUUCAUGUAUGUUUUCAUAGAAAACAAGGAAAUGUCUAAGUGACCCCAAACUUUUGAACGGUAGUGUAUAUUCAGAAAAUGUCUUACUGCAUAUUCUCUCGAGAAAUGACCAAAACAUACCAAAUUAACUGUAACUACUAUACUAUGAGAACUGUAAAUACUUAAUGUAAAUGGUUGUACUUCAAAGCUAGUAUGUUGAGUUGAACUUAACCCUAACUAUUGCCAUGUCCUGUGGUGUGGCUCUCUGACUGUGUCCUGUCAUGCAGCCCCAAGUGUUCAUCGAUCACCUCUGUAAGUACCACAGCUCUGUAGAGGAGGUGGAGCUAAAGGAGAAACAGCUGGCAGGCAUGAGGGUGGACGUCUGCAGCACCGAGGUCCUCAAGAGACUGAAAGGUAACAAGGUUUUGGCUAACACACAACGUCCUGCAAAGUCGUCCAUGAGCAUUGACCCUGUCUGUGUCCCAAAUUGCAUCUUAUUCCCUAUAUAGUGUACAACUUUUGACCAGGGCCCACAUCCUCCUGCAGUGUUGUCAAUGAGCAUUGGCCCAGGAACUGGAAAAGGCAUGAGGCAUCUCUUACUGCUCAGAAAGAAAAAAAAAAACUUGGCCCCUCUGACCUAGGAGGAGAUGAGGCUUGUUUUUAGUCUGACCAAGUCUUCUUUAUUAUUUCUCUCUCCAAAUCAACCACCCCUUCAGAUAAGGCAGGGGGAAAGAGGCACUCCAAGGACUUUGAGGACGGCAGUGCGAAGCUAAAGGAGUUUGUGGCCUUCCUUGACCGGCAGAUCAAAGGAGGGCCCCCUCUGUUGGAUGCUCUUGGCAACGCAGACAUUUUCUACGAGAUGCAGUAUAAGGAGGUCAAGAUAGUCGCCAAUGUGAGUAGCUGAACUAGAUAGUGUCCGUAAUGCCUUUGCAUCUGUUGUGAAAGGUUGAAAGCGGUUCUCUUUGGUUUUAGUGGUGGGCUUUAGUAGUAAGACUUGAGUUGCAUAGAUUUGGAAAAAUAAUUGACCAUGUGUUCUUUUUUUACUUCUAUUUAAGGCCUACAAGACGUUUGCCAACCGGGUGUCCCACCUCAAGCGUAAGCUGGACAGCCUCAAGGCCACCUUACCAGACCUGGACGAGUCGCCCAUCCCCUCGCCCUCGAUGGACGCCCCCUCCCCCAAUGGCUCAGAGUCCCCCUUCCAUGGCCUGGCUGGCCCAGACGCCGACUUGGAUGGCCUGGCCAUGGAUGAUGAGGCGGACAUCACUCUGGGGGAAGCACCCAGCCCCCUGUCCUCCCCUGGUGGCUCCCCCAAGCAGGGCUUCACCGUUGGGGAGUCAGACAACCGCGACGUGGAGGACAUGGAGCUCUCGGAUGAGGAGGAGGCAGAGAGCAUCAGUAUCAUAGGUGAGGGGGAGUGGCAUGUGAUGCAGAGCAGGGAUGGGGUGCAGGGGGUUAAGGGACAGGAUGUAUUACUUUUAUGUGCUUCAUUAUAGCUAUAAGACUCUAUUGUGUUUCAACUUAGCUGUUUCAAUUGUACAUUUCCUCUGUUUUUACAGUUGAGGAGCGAGUUGAAAGUCCCAUCCCAUCUCCAGACCCCAUUCCUGUGCCUGUUGUCACACAGUUGCCGCUGGCCACAGAGGUAAAGCCUGUCCCACAGGCCACACCCUCCCCAGCUCUCAUGGCCCCUGUGACCCCUACAACCAACCUGUCAGGCAACCUCGCCAAUGUGGACAUGGGUAAAAUUAGCUCUAUCCUCAGCAGCAUCACCUCUGUCAUGAAGAAACCAGGUGAGAAACUUCAGCUAUUGUGACAUCAUAAAGGCAGGCAGCCACUAUUGCAUCAACAGCACGGUUAUUCUGAUGACACAUCAUAAAGGCACCAUUACAUCAUCAACACUGUUAUUCUGAUGUUGCAUCAUGAAGGAGGCAGUCCAAGGUUGGGGUCAAUUCAGAAUUUCAGAAUUUUACUCAAUUCAACCCUUGAAUUAAAAUUCCAAUAUAAAUAAGACACACCACACAGGAAGCAGAAUGUUUCUUUAAUUUGAAUUAGAAGUAGAAUUUAAUUAAAAGAAAUUAAAAGAAAUUCAACUAAGACGUGAAACAUGAGUCUCAUUCCUUUGACAAAUCUUUUACCAAAAGCAUCUGUCAGUUAAUACUUAAAAAAUACAGAUACCAUUUCAAAUAUUAGCUUGAUUAUAACUCAUAGAUGUCAAACAGUAUUUUUGUGUGCUUUUGUCAUGAGAUGUUAGGUUGUUCUGGAGUGUUUGAUUUAAUCUAAUGCAUUCUGGAAAAAUAAUUUAAUAACAUUCUCCUAACAUUCUUGUUUUAGGAGAAUGAGUUGAAAAUGAAAUGGUUCAAGCAUAUGUUAUACAUAGUAUUGGCUACCAUACAUUAUGUAUAGAGAUGUAUGUACAGAUAAAUAAUAGCCAUUUACACUGUACAAAAACAUAAACGCAACAUGUGAAGUGCUGGUUUCAGGAGCUGAAAUAAAAUAUCCCAGAAAUGUUCCAUAGGCACAAAAAGCUUAUUUCUCUCAUGUUGUGCACACAUUUGUUUAUAUCCCUGUUAGUGAGCGGGGGGGGUGACGACGACACUCAUACUGAUUAGCUGGGCCUGGCUCCCCAGUGGAUGAACUUGUGCCCUCCCAGGCCCACACAUGUCUGCGCCCCCUGCCCAGUCAUGUGAAAUCCAUAGAUUAGGGCCUAAAGAAUUUCUUUCAAUUGACUGAUUUGCUUAUAUGAACUAUAACUCAGCAAAAUCUUUGAAAUUGUUGCAUGUUGCGUUUUUAUAUUUUUGUUCAGUAUAAAUAGCCGUUACCUAUUUGAAUUUAAUUAUAUUCUAUUUCCUUUCAUUCAAAUUCAAUUCAAAUUGUGUUUUCUGUGGGGUGUGGUCAAUUAAAAUGUAAUACAAUAAUUGAAUUGAAAUUCAAUUCACUACUUAAUUCAGAAUUGACCCUGAGGCAGUUGGCCACAUCAUCAACACUGUUAUUCUUAUGUCACUUGUAGCCUAGUAUUGUUCCUUUAGCUACUGUUACAUCCUCAAAACAUCCUGUUGAUUGUGACAUCACCAUAACAUUCUAUUACAUUACUAUUACAUUGUUACACUUUGUGAAGUCAGUGUAGCAGUGAGAAGCCAUUAUUUAGAGCAUUUACCAACUAUUCAGUCUGCUGGUCAUUAACAAGGUUCCGUCACAGUGAUCAUCAACAAUACAUAUUCCACUACCUCAUGAGAGGAUAAUAAAUGGCAGAUUUAAAUUUAAAUCAGUUUUUUCCUCCCUCUCCAGGAGUGAGUCCAGGUGGUUCUUUGGUCUGCCCCUCCUCUCCUGCCAAGACCGCCCCAGUAGCCCCCCAGGUAGCCAGCCCUCUGGCCAGCGUCCUGUCCAAAGUGGACAUGACUCCUGAGGCGCUCCUCAGUGCGCUGUCCAAAACCCAGGGGCAGGCCAGCGGACUACAGGGUGAGAAACUGUGGGGUAGAGCAAACGUUAAAGAGCGACUGAACUCAUCGAUUCCCCAUGUCUUUCUGUUGCUCAUUAAGAAAAACAAGAUUUCGGUCUUGGGGGUGUGGUUCGAUGUGAGUGUGUUAUCAUACCCUGGCAUUUACUGAUGUUUGUAGCUCUUGAGAUACCGUAGCAACAACCUAGUCACUAGCCUACCACUUCCUCAAAACAGUCAGAAUAAAUAAAUCAGUAAUUCAUUUGGACUUUUUUGCAGAGGAUAUUUUAGUCGCGCAACUUUACAUCUAGCUAAGGUGUUUGGUGCAGUAUUAAGUAAAAAAAUGGCAUGAAAACUAGUAGUGCACUGCAGAUUAUAGAGUCUGCUGCUACUAUCUAUUACCAGAGUAUGCAUCUGUCUGGCACUGUUUCAUAGCAAAUCAUGUUACAAAACGGGUCGCGGUGGGACACAAGAUGCUUGCAAAUGGGUUUUGAAUUUUAGAUUUUGGAAUAAUAAGUGGCAGAUGGGAUACAAAUAAGUGUGCAUCGUCUCAAUUCUAAUUUUGCCCAAAACAGUGGCAGACUCCGUGCUUGACUUGGGCAGGUCAUAGAACUAAGUACCAGCACCUCACAUUGUCUACUGCUUGAAUUCCUGCACCUCUACAGUGCCUUCAGAAAGUAUUCACACCCCUUCACUUUUUCCACAUUUUGUUGAUACAGCCUGAAUAAUGUCAAAGUGGAAUUAUGUUUUUAGAAAUGUUUACAAGUUAAUUAAAAAUGAAAAGCUGAAAUAUCUUGAGUUAAUACGUAUUCAACCCGUUUGUUAUGGCAAGCCUAAAUAAGUUCAGGAGUAAACAUUUGCUUAACAAGUCACAUAAUAAGUUGCAUGGACUCACUCUGUGUGCAAUAAUAGUGUUUAACAUGAUUUUUUAAUGAUUACCUCAUCACUGUACCCCACACAUACAAUUAUCUCUAAGGUCCCUCAGUCGAGCAGUGAAUUUAAAAAAUGAUUCAACCACAAAGACCAGGGAGGUUUCCCAAUGCCUCGCAAAGAAGGGCACCUAAUGGUAGAUGGGUACAAAAAAAGCAGACAUUGAAUAUUCCUUUGAGCAUGGUGAAGUUAUUAAUUACACUUUGGAUGGUGUAUCAAUACACCCAGUCACUACAAAGAUACAGGCGUCCUUCCUAACUCAGUUUCAGGAGAGGAAGGAAACCGCUCAGGGAUUUCACCAUGAGGCCAAUAGUGACUUUAAAACAGUUACAUAGUUUAAUGGCUGUGAUAGGAGAAAACUGAGGAUGGAUCAACAACAUUGUAGUUACUCCACAAUACUAACCUAAAUGACAGAGUGAUAUGAAGGAAGCCUGUACAGAAUACAAAUAUUCCAAAACAUGCAUCCUGUUUGCAAUAAGGCACUAAAGUAAAACUGCAAAGCAAUUAACUUUUUGUCCUGAAUAAAAAAGCGUCAUGUUUGGGGCAAAUCCAACACAUCACUGAGAACCACUCUUCAUAUUUUCAAGCAUGAUGGUGGCUGCAUCACGUUAUGGGUAUGCUUGUAAUCGGCAAGUUUUUUUUAGGAUAAAAAUAAACGGAAUAGAGCUAAGCACAGCAAAAGAAGGAAGGAAAACCUGGUUGUCUGCUUUCCAACACACUGGGAGACAAAUUCACCUUUCAGCAGGACAAUAACCUAAAACACUUGGCCAAAUAUACACUGGAGUUGCUUACCGAGAUGACAUUGAAUGUUUCUGAGUGGCCUAGUUAGUUUUGACUUAAAUCAACUUGAAAAUCUAUGGCAAGACUUGGAAAUGGCUGUCUAGCUAUGAUCAACAACCAGAGCUUGAAGAGUUUUAUUGUACAAUCCAGGUGUGCAAAGCUCUUUGAGACUUACCCAGAAAGACUCACAGCUGUAAUCGCUGCCAAAGGUGAUUCUAACAUGGUUUUGUCUCAGGGGUGUGAAUACUUAUGUAAAAUGAGAUAUUUCUGUAUUUCAUUUUCUAUAAAUUUGCAAAAAAUGUCUAAAAACAUGUUUUCACUUUGUCGUUAUGGGGUAUUGUGUGUGUGUGUGUAGAUGGGUGAGAGAAAAAACAUAUAUUUAAUCAAUUUUGAAUUCAGGUUGUAACAUAACAAAAUGUGGAAUAAGUCAAGGGGUAUGAAUACUUUCUGAAUGCACUGUAAGUGGCCACUCCAUAAAGGGCUUAGGGGCCAAGUGUUCUUUCAACAAAUCUCACAAAACUAAGUUUUGGAAUGUACAGUGCAUUCAGAAAGUAUUCAGACCCCUUGACUUUUUCCACAUUUUGUUACGUUACAGCAUUUAUUCUAAAAUGGAUUUUUUAAAAAAAUUCCCCUCAUUAAUCUACACACAAUACCCCAUAAUGACAAAGCAAAAACAGGUUUUUAGACAUUUUUGCAAAUGUAUAAGAAAAAUAAACAUACCUUAUUUACAUAAGUAUUCAGACCCUUUGCUAUGAAAUUUAGUUCAGGUGCAUCCUGUUUCCAUUGAUCAUCCUUGAUGUUUCUACAACUUGAUUGGAGUCCACCUGUCUAUAUAAGGUCCCACAGUUGACAGUGCAUGUCAGAGCAAAAACCAAGCCAUGAGGUCGAAGGAAUUGUCUGUAGAGCUCCGAGACAGGAUUGUGUCGAGGCACAGAUCUGGGGAAGGGUAUCAAAACAUUUCUGCAGCAUUGAAGGUCAACAAGAACAGUGGCCUCCAUCAUUCUUGAAUGGAAGAAGUUUGGAACCACCAAGACUCUUCCUAGAGCUGGCCACCCGGCCAAUCUGAGCAAUCGGGGGAGAAGGGCCUUGGUCAGGGAGGUGACCAAGAACCUGAUGGUCACUCUGACAGAGCUCCAAAGUUCCUCUGUGGAGAUGGGAGAACCUUCCAGAAGGACAACUAUCUCUGCAGUGCUCCACUAAUCAGGCCUUUUAAGGUAAUGGCCAGACGGAAGCCACUCCUCAGUAAAAGGCACAUAACAGCCCGCUUGGAGUUUGCCAAAAGGCACUUAAAGGACUCUGACCAGGAAAAACAAGAUUAUCUGGUCUGAUGAAACCAAGAUUGAACUCUUUGGCCUGAAUGCCAAGCGUCACGUCUGGAGGAAACCUGGCACCAUCCCUACGGUGAAGCAUGGUGGUAGCAGCAUCAUGCUGUGGGGAUGUUUUUCAGUGGCAGGGACUGGGAGACUAGUCAGGAUCGAGGGAAAGAUGUACGGAGCAAAGUAAAGAGAGAUCCUUGAUGAAAACCUGCUCUAGAGCGCUCAGGACCUCAGACUGGGGCGAAGGUUCACCUUCCAACAGGACAACAACCCUAAGCACACAGCCAAGACAACGCAGGAGUAGCUUCGGGAGAAGUCUCUGAAUGUCCUUGAGUGGCCCAGCCAGAGCCCGGACUUGAACCCGAUCGAACAUCUCUGCAGAGACCUGAAAAUAGCUGUGCAGCGACGCUCCCCGUCCCACCUGACAGAGCUUGAGAGGAUCUGCAGAGAACAAUGGGAGAAACUCCCCAAAUACAGGUGUGCCAAGCUUGUAGCGUCAUACCCAAGAAGACUCAAGGCUGUAAUCGUUGCCAAAGGUACUUCAACAAAGUACUGAGUAAAGGCUCUGAAUACUUAUGUAACUGCGAUAUUUAAGUGUUUUAAUUUUUAUAAAUUGGCAAAUUUCUAAAAACCUGUUUUUGCUAUGUCAUUAUGGGGUAUUGUAUGUAGAUUGAUGAGGGGGAAAAACGAUUUCAUCCAUUUUAGAAUAAGGCUGGAACGUAACAAUGUGGAAAAAGUCCAGGGGUCUGAAUACUUUCUGAAUGCCCUAUACUUACUUUAUGAUACAUUUUGGCAAUGGAAUAAAUGUUUCUGACUAAUAUUGAUGCCACAUAGGCUGUGUUCAACCAGAGAAGUUAGUUAUUGCGUUUAGUUGCCCUCUAACCCUUUACACUCGUGGGAAUUGGCCGAUAUGGAUAGGGCUAAAUUGAAAUGUUUCUUACAGAAGAAAUACAGUGGGGGAAAAAAGUAUUUAGUCAGCCACCAAUUGUGCAAGUUCUCCCACUUAAAAAGAUGAGAGAGGCCUGUAAUUUUCAUCAUAGGUACACGUCAACUAUGACAGAAAAAUUGAGAAAAGAAAAUCCAGAAAAUCACAUUGUAGGAUUUUUAAUGAAUUUAUUUGCAAAUUAUGGUGGAAAAUAAGUAUUUGGUCACCUACAAACAAGCAAGAUUUCUGGCUCUCACAGACCUGUAACUUCUUCUUUAAGAGGCUCCUCUGUCCUCCACUAGUCUCCUGAGUGGCGCAGUGGUCUAAGGCACUGCAUCGCAGUGCUAGCUGUGCCACUAGAGAUCCUGGUUCGUAUCCAGGCUCUGUCGCAGCCGGCCGCGACCGGGAGACUCAUGGGCAGCGCACAAUUGGCCUAGCGUUGUCCAGGGUAGGGGAGGGAAUGGCCGGCAGGGAUGUAGCUCAGUUGAUAGAGCAUGGCGUUUGCAACGCCAGGGUUGUGGGUUCAAUUCCCACGGGGGACCAGUAUGAAAAAAAUAUAUAUAUGUAUUCACUAACUGUAAGUCGCUCUGGAUAAGAGCGUCUGCUAAAUGACUAAAAUGUAAAUGUAAAAUCUGUAUUAAUGGCACCUGUUUGAACUUGUUAUCAGUAUAAAAGACACCUGUCCACAACCUCAAACAGUCACACUCCAAACUCCACUAUGGCCAAGACCAAAGAGCUGUCAAAGGACACCAGAAACAAAAUUGUAGACCUGCACCAGGCUGGGAAGACUGAAUCUGCAAUAGGUAAGCAGCUUGGUUUGAAGAAAUCAACUGUGGGAGCAAUUAUUAGGAAAUGGAAGACAUACAAGACCACUGAUAAUCUCCCUCGAUCUGGGGCUCCACGCAAGAUCUUUUUGUGAUCAUUUUGGGGUCAAAAUGAUCACAAAAACGGUGAGCAAAAAUCCCAGAACCACACGGGGGGACCUAGUGAAUGACCUGCAGAGAGCUGGGACCAAAGUAACAAAGCCUACCAUCAGUAACACACUACGCCGCCAGGGACUCAAAUCCUGCAGUGCCAGACGUGUCCCCCUGCUUAAGCCAGUACAUGUCCAGGUCCGUCUGAAGUUUGCUAGAGUGCAUUUGGAUGAUCCAGAAGAGGAUUGGGAGAAUGUCAUAUGGUCAGAUGAAACCAAAAUAGAACUUUUUGGUAAAAACUCAACUCGUCGUGUUUGGAGGACAAAGAAUGCUGAGUUGCAUCCAAAGAACACCAUACCUACUGUGAAACAUGGGGGUGGAAACAUCAUGCUUUGGGGCUGUUUUUCUGCAAAGGGACCAGGACGACUGAUCCGUGUAAAGGAAAGAAUGAAUGGGGCCAUGUAUCGUGAGAUUUUGAGUGAAAACCUCCUUCCAUCAGCAAGGGCGUUGAAGAUGAAACGUGGCUGGGUCUUUCAGCAUGACAAUGAUCCCAAACACACCGCCCGGGCAACGAAGGAGUGGCUUCGUAAGAAGCAUUUCAAGGUCCUGGAGUGGCCUAGCCAGUCUCCAGAUCUCAACCCCAUAGAAAACCUUUGGAGGGAGUUGAAAGUCCGUGUUGCCCAGCGACAGCCCCAAAACAUCACUGCUCUAGAGGAGAUCUGCAUGGAGGAAUGGGCCAAAAUACCAGCAACAGUGUGUGAAAACCUUGUGAAGACUUACAGAAAACGUUUGACCUGUGUCAUUGCCAACAAAGGGUAUAUAACAAAGUAUUGAGAAACUUUUGUUAUUGACCAAAUACUUAUUUUCCACCAUAAUUUGCAAAUAAAUUCAUAAAAAAUCCUACAAUGUGAUUUUCUGGAGAAAAAAAUUCUCAUUUUGUCUGUCAUAGUUGACGUGUACCUAUGAUGAAAAUUACAGGCCUCUCUCAUCUUUUUAAGUGGGAGAACUUGCACAAUUGGUGGCUGACUAAGUACUUUUUUCCCCCACUGUAUAAAAAGCAUAUGCAUAACCUUGGUAGCAAUUGAAAGGGAACAGUUUUGAGAGAAUGAUACAAUUAUUAGACCAAAGGUGAGUACACAACAGUUCACCUGACAAGACUGAAGCCAAACAUUACACUGUUGAUUUUAUGUGCAUUUUACAUUUACUGUACUUUUCGCAGCAUUUGUUGAUAACGAAUCUGGAAAAUGUGGGGUAGCUGCAACAUAAGACAAAAAAUGAUAAGGGUUUGAGUGAGAUGACUGACUGGUGUCUCCAAGUGGCCACACAUCUCUCUAAAGUGUGCACAGUUCCUAAGCAAUUUCAAUGCACUUUUAUGACUCAAAGAAGAGUCUUAUACUAUAAGGUACUUUUUUUUUUUUUGCUCUCCUAGCUGUGCCGUUGAGGAACUAGAGCAGGCACACUUGUAGGGGUUUCGUUUGGAACACAACCUUUCAUCCCCGCCAUCACACAAUUACUGUUGUUUACGUAAUCCAAAAACGGUCCAAUAUAAAUCGCAAUCUGGGUCAGGUGGGCAUGAUUUGAAAACUUGUUAUUUUGCCAACAUGACUAGUUAAGUUAAAUAAUAUGAUCUCACAGUGUUAGGCUUUCACAAGGCAAUUCAGAGAAAUAGAUCGUAAUUUUGGUGUGCAAAGAAAGGAGUCAUGAGUUCAUUCAAGUGCGUGUGCAUCGUCAAAUUUUCUUCACAAUAAACAAACAGGCUCAUUCUGUUCAGGACAACCCAGGGCAUGAAGCCAUGUCAUCUUGUAACUGUACAUAAAACAUAGUGAUCAUAAACAUUGACACUGUAUAUGACAUGAGUUUUAUGAUUUGGAAAUGUAAAGUGCACAUUUGGACUCUCAGGUGUUUGGCUUGUUGUAUGACAUCAAAGUUAUAUUUAUUGUAAUCCUCAACGUCUCAUCUUUCAAAAUACAUUGAGUCAUCUUAAUUUACAGCAUUUCCCUCAUUCGCAAAAGUUGCCCAAUUACCGGGAGGGAUGGGGGCAACGUCUUGUCGCGCGCGGUGCUCAAGUUCAGAACGGCUGUCAGUCAUAAUGGUCCCAUGUGGUAGAGCAUGGCACUUGCAACGCCAGGGUUGUGGGUUUGAUUCCCACGGGGGACCAGUACGAAAUAGUAGGAUAAAUGUAUGCACUCAUUACUGUAAGUCCCUCUGGAUAAGAGCAUCUGCUAAAUUACUCAAAUGUAAAUGUAAACUCAGACAGCACUGAAGCGCAGAGCCAGAGCUCUGACGUCAUGUAUAGCAUGUUACUGUACAGCCAUUACGUUCCAAAUUUAGGCGCUUAUUAUUGCCCAAAUCUGCCAUUUUCAACCCGUGUACGGGUACGAGACGAGCACUGAUUUAGAGGGUGAAGAAACAUUGUUUCUAAUUGACAGAAUGUUGCUAAUUGAGGAGCAAAAAUGGUGACAGACAGGGAGUAUACAUCUCUACUCUGUUAUCACUUAUUUUAUUGUACUGUGCGAAAAUCAUUCAGAUUCGUACAAUUGAGGUCGCCAUUCAUAGUUGUCAAGUAUUUUAACACAUUUCCUUUUCUCUCUUCUUUUUUUCUGUCUCCCUCUUAGGCCUCUCCACUCUUCUGAACAGCCCAGCUGGAAACCUCUCCUCAAACUCCCCCAGUACAGGCAAGCUCCCUCCCUCCGCCUCCACCCCUACAGUACCCUCUCGAGGCUUUCCUCUCACCACCUCUACGCUCGAACCGACCCCAUCAGCCCCUGCAGUGGGGAACACCACCACCAUCCCUCAGGCAGCGUCCCUUACCCAGCCCAAACAGCCUCUAGACAUCGGCCCUCAUAGAGGGCUGGUCCUGGAGCAAGAGAAGGAAGAAAAGCCCUCUGCUUCCAGCCUGGAGUCCAAGAUCCACAGCUUCCUGCAGGGUAACCCUGGCUUUAAUGCCUUUAACCUGGGCUUGACUAGCGAGGCCAUGCAAGCGGGAGGCAGCAACCUCAGCCCUUUAGCGGGUAAAGAGACCCAGGAGGGCACCCCGGUGCGGGACGAGGCCGCAGGAGGCACCCCAACCCUGGAUGAGAUCUUGGACACUCCGGGAGGAGCAGAGCCCUUCCUGGCCAAGCAAGGUCAGGUCUCUUCUGGGGGAGUUCCUAAACAACCAGAUGGUAGCCUGUCUCUGUCUCCAACUGCCUACCACAACCAAGCCUGGCAGGAUCCCAACAACCCUCAUGUCCACUUAGGACUACAACCAGGUGCUCCGAAUGGGCAGGGGUACCACCAGUUGCCUUAUGGAGGGAAGGAAGAGAUGCAUGGAAUAGCUCCUUCCCACAGAGAGUCUGGAUUGGCCCAUUACCAGCCCAUCACGAUACAGGUGUCAGCCCCAACCCUCGGAGAGGAGUUACCCAGUAACACACUAGGAGGGCCUCAGGCAGGGCCAAACCUCAGUGUGAGUGAAGGAGGAUGGUAUGGUAAUCCCUACCCAGAGGGACAGGCCCUGCAUCCCAGCAACCACGAGAUGGCUGCCUCAGGGGCAGGAGAUGGCAAAAACCCAAUGUCAGGACGGUAUGCAUACCAGGGGGAGGGGCAGACGCAGCCCUACCAAACAAAGGAUUCUCACGCUCUGCUUUCCCAACAGGGGGCCAACCCUUCAAGCUUCCUCACCAGCCCUCUGCCCCCCAUUCCCCAGCUGCCUCCACCGCCCUUCCCUGGAAUACCAGCCGCACCACAGGACUACCAGGGCCCGCCCGCGUCUGUCAUGGUGCAAGGAGUGAUGGUGCCUGUGGAGCGACCCUCACCAAACCCUGAGAUGGAGGAUAACAGGGCGGGCAUCAGUACAUUGGGCGGUCCGGUGAUUAUCAGUGAUCACCAGCACAAAUCUGCUUUCCACCCUGAGGGCCACCCCUAUCACCCAGAUGAUCUUCAUCGCCAUGCCGAUGACCCCCGUUGUCACCCUGACGACCCAUAUCACCCUGACGAUUUCCGUUGUCACCCUGACGAUCUACACCGUCAGCCUGACGACCUGAAUCACCUUGACAACUUCCGUCUGCACCCCCACGACCUCCCUCGUCACCCAGAUGAUCGCUAUUAUCACCCAGAUGAAUUCCACCAUCUACCUGUAGACAAUCCUCAUUAUCCUUAUAGAGUCAGAGAGCGCCUCACUCCCCCUCUCUCUCCCUCAGAAGACCCUUACUACUAUAACUACCCGCCACGCAGCCCUUCCCCUCCAUAUGGUCACAGACGCCCCCUAAACCCUCACAUGGACCUGCAACACCCUGACCACAUGCCCCUGCGUCCCCAUCCUCCACACCGUCCUCUCCACCCAGCACACCAUCCACACCUGAGAGGCCUCCCGUGGGGUCCCCCACGCCCAACCCUCUGCGGCCCCAUGCUCAGGGGGAAACGGCCAGGUCCUCCUUUUGGUGGACACCCCAGAGGGGGACCAGGUGGUCCGUUCUUUCCCCCCAAAAGACCACACCUACCUCCGCGCUUC